Molecule: messenger RNA, 1587 nt
Organism: Uloborus diversus
Lineage: Eukaryota; Metazoa; Arthropoda; Arachnida; Araneae; Uloboridae
Product: G-protein coupled receptor Mth2-like
Exons: 3
Coding region: 1-1587 (528 amino acids)
Biological process (GO): cell surface receptor signaling pathway; G protein-coupled receptor signaling pathway
Cellular component (GO): membrane
Molecular function (GO): G protein-coupled receptor activity
Source: RefSeq, a predicted model, not a curated record
AUGAUUGCAGAUGAAGUUAGAUUUGAUGAAAUGACAGUUCAGACCAUCAUCACCGAGAACUUAAGAAAUGCUAGAAGCACCUGCUUCAUCCUAAAAGACUUCCUGGUCGUUAAUGGUAUCUCUAUGCCUCCACAGUCCACCUACAGUCACUGUUUAGCCCCAGCAGACCUAUUAGAGUUGGUAUUUAAGUUUUUGACACUUAUGUCUUUGGUUGUAUCAUCUAACUCAGAAGAAGAAAUAAAACCUUUGCAAAAAUCAGAAAACUUCGAAGAUGUAACAUCUGAUUUUAAAGAUGUGGAACGGAAUUGCAGCAGCUAUGUUGUAGAGAAAAUUUAUGUUCUUCUUGACAAUGGGAGUCUUUUGCUUCCUGGCUCUGAAGCCAUUUAUGAGUACAAUACAUUUUUCUUGCAAAAUGAUACUGCCUUCAUAUGUACUGAUGACACCGAUACGGAAACUGCAACAGUUGAUUCAGGUUACAACUUCAGUGAGGAAUUCUUGAGCUGUGGACAUAUCCUCAUGGAACCUGAUGCAUAUAAAGUAUUAGAAAAUGGGUACAUAUAUAUCGGCAUUUAUUCCAAGUAUUACAGUCCGAGAGAUUAUUACAUGCAAGACCACGGUGUUUACAUUUGUCUACCAAAUUUUGACGUCAUGCAGCAGAACUUAACAGAAAACGCGACUUUUACUCACGAAUUAAAUAAAUUUUCAGAUGCUUUUUCUUAUGUUACAAUUAUUGGUCUUCUGAUAUCGAUCCUCUGCUUGGUGGCGCAUUUGGUUGUCUUCUGUGUGGUAUCUUCAGUUCAAAAUCUGCCUGGUUGCUGUUUGGCUUCACUCAGUUUGUCGCUUCUCAUUGCGUACUUAUGUUUCCUGACACUGGCAGUGUCGGAAAGUGCUACUUGGAGGUUACCACAUUGCGCAAACCUGGGUAUGUGCGUGUAUUACUUCUUCUUGACUUCUUUCUUCUGGAUGAAUGCCAUAGCUUUUGACGUGUGGCGAUCUUUUCGGGUUGUAAUGCGAGAGCUUAGAAUCUCGAGCCAUAGAGUGCCAAGGAGGAGAUUUCUCAUAUAUUCUGUGUAUAGCUGGGUCAUACCAGCCGUGUUGACGAUAUUAGUAAAAGUCGCCGACUCAACAGAAGUACUUCCUGAAGACUACAGGCCAGACUUUGGGAAACAUAUUUGCUGGUUCGGGCAGAGAAAAGCCCUUCUUGUAUUCUUCGCAGUUCCGUUAUGUAUUGUGAUGAUUCUUAACAUUUACUACUUUCUGGAUGUAACGUACGUCAUUAGCCGUGCCACGCUCAAGACUAGCCAGACUCAUGAGGCCACCCUGAAAAAGAGGUUCUUCAUGUUCACAAGGCUAGCCAUGAUCAUGGGACUCACAUGGGCUAUUGGACUAAUAGCAAGCUACGCGGACAAUGUUGUCUUGUGGUAUCUGUUUGUAGUGUUUAAUACUCUGCAAGGACUAUUUAUCUUUAUAGUAUUUUCAUGCAGCUCCAAAGUUAAAGUGUACUGCUGCCGACGGUACAGGAAACGCUCUAAGUCUAGAGGAAGUACUUCAAUCCGAACGAUAUCUCAGAUGUCUGCGGCUGUCUGA